AUGAGGAAACAAGAAGCACAUGCCAAUGGUCGGUCACUCGAGCUCUGUCCAGCCCGUCGACACAUUUCCCUCCACCUGUCUCACGUCCAGGCCUGCACGGGUACUGCAGGUGUGCUGUGGAUGGCAAUACCCAUGAAGCACUUCUGCCUGGGAUUUGCAUACGGCGGCACCUCCUUCCCGUCUUCCGGAUCUGCCAUCGCUGCCGUCUGGGCCUUGGCCAAUCGGACCGAGCUCGUCGCUCCUGACAGCCCCAGAGCCAUCCCGCCCAAAAUCUGCAUCUGGGGUAGCUUCAUCCGACGCGUUCUCGACGCGACGGCGGCGCUCAGUCUGCUCGAGAUGGAAGAAUCCGCUGCAGCCUUGACCAGCGAAGACCUGCACCCAGGUUACUUGGAGCGCUCCAGGAGAGAGUUGCAAAAGAAGGUUGAGCAGCUGAAGCGAGCACUUGCAGAGGAGAAUGAGAAGUGCGCUGCAAUUGCACGGAGGAGCCAUGGGAAACAGAAUCCUAGUGGACAAAUCGGUACAAGCAAGCAAUUGCACGCCGUAGCUGGAGCCUACCGAGAUGUUGCUGCGUCGGAACCGUUCUUACCGUUCCCUGACUCUGUCGUGUCUGCACUCGUAGCUCUGCGUACCACGAAUUCGACAAUCACCGAAUCGAGGAAAUUCCUCGCUUCACAGAAACUGUCACUUCAAGAUGCCCAAGAAAGGCUGGAUGCUGAGAAGGCAAAUUUGUCAGAUCAAACAGCCCUGACCAAAGCGCUGGAGAAGCGAAUACAAUCACUACACGAGGGCAUUGAGUCGAGGUCGGCCAUGAGUCCCAAACAGGUUACCCGGGAACGGAUCUCAGAGCUCAAGAAGAGUAUCAAAGAGACCGAUGCCGAUACAUCCAAGCUGUUGAAGGCCCUGAAGAAAUUUAUCGAUGAGCAACUAGCCUUGAUGUUGGCCGCUGAGCAGAGCGGCGGCCCUGUGGCUGGUGACAUGAUGGAAAUCGACUCAGACGAUCUAGAAGCCGGCUUCAGCGCAAGGGGCAAGCGGAAGAAAUCCAAGCCAGACGCUGGCACGGACAAGAGGCAGCGGAGGAUUGACGACAUGUUUGAUGGCGGCCAAGAACGAGAAGGCAGGGACAACGAUGAGAGUGACAAGCGGGCUGCAGCCAGAGAAGAGAUGCAGAGACUCACGGAGGAGCUCAUGAAUAGCCUUAUGGAUUCUGGGAGUUCGAGCUCGGAUGCAUAUGUCCAUGUUUCUGACGAGUCGGCGGCCGUGCGAUUGCUUGUUCGAUCGAAGGUUGCCGAAUUCCAUCCAAGAGAUUCAAAGCGCCUGCGACUCGUGGACUUUGGCCGAGAGAUUGGCGAUUAG
This is a messenger RNA of Diaporthe amygdali, 1353 nucleotides long. RefSeq lists its product as uncharacterized. Lineage: Eukaryota; Fungi; Ascomycota; Sordariomycetes; Diaporthales; Diaporthaceae. The transcript is spliced from 3 exons. The record is from RefSeq and is a predicted model, not a curated record. Gene Ontology annotation, cellular component: nucleus. The coding region runs from base 1 to 1353 and encodes 450 amino acids. Gene Ontology annotation, biological process: kinetochore assembly; mitotic sister chromatid segregation.